This is a messenger RNA of Diaporthe amygdali, 441 nucleotides long. RefSeq lists its product as uncharacterized. The transcript has a single exon. Bases 1 to 441 code for a protein of 146 amino acids. NCBI's taxonomy places the organism in Eukaryota, Fungi, Ascomycota, Sordariomycetes, Diaporthales, Diaporthaceae. The record is from RefSeq and is a predicted model, not a curated record.
AUGUGGACCCCUUUCCAAGAAAUCAUCUUCAAUGAAACAACAAAUGAUGUCGGUCAAUUCACGGCCGACAUAGACUCGGCCUUGGAUAAGGUUGAAAGCUACAACUUCAGCAUCAAGGUGUCAUUAGCGAAGAAAAAACAGGCGAGUCAGAUCGCUGAAAACUUGGCUAACCAAGAUUAUCCGGCAGAGAAUAGAUUCACUAUCGAAGUCAAAUCGUUAGACAGAGGCAUUUACAAUUUGGAGAACGAGCGGCAACUCGUGCUUGCGCGCGUGGAUCAAGCGAUCCGUUGUCUCGAGAUGCAAAGGGAGACGGCAAACAAUCUUGCAGGACAAGUAGAGGGCGAGGAACAGGAGAACGCAUUAAUUGCUGUUGGAAAAUGGGAUGCAGAUAUUGUGUAUCUGCAGCUCAGGAGAGAGGUGCUAGGGCACAGCAUGCAGUGA